AUGCCGCACGCGACCAAUGAAACAAGGCUACCUGCCUCAGUCUCUGGUCCACGUCGAAUUGUGCUUUGCUUCGAUGGCACGGGCAAUCGAUUCCAAGGCAAUGAGUCUGACACAAACAUUGUGAAAAUCUAUCAGAUGCUCGAGAGACACUCUCCUGGUCAAUUCCACUACUACCAACCGGGAAUUGGCACCUAUGUCAAAGGCGAAAGUUCAAGCGGAAACUUAUUGACCAUUUGGCCCAAGAUCAAAUCCAAGAUUAUCACCACCAUCGACCAAGCAGUUGGUACAUCAUUCCGGAGUCAUGUUUUGGCUGGUUACCAGUUUGCAAUGCGCUAUUACAUCCCUGGGGAUCACAUUUACAUUUUUGGGUUUUCGCGAGGUGCGUACACAGCCCGCUUUCUCGCAGAGAUGAUUCAAGAUCUUGGUCUUCUCUCCAAGGGCAACGAAGAAAUGGUUCACUUUGCAUGGGAAACGUUUAGCAAUUAUCAGCAAUCUCGCGCAAAUGAUCCUCCCACCGACAAGGACAUCAAACUGGAAGGAUAUCUGCAGAAUUUCAAGACUACGUUCUGUCGCCCAGACGUAGGAAUUCAUUUCCUCGGUCUCUUUGACUGUGUGAAUAGUGUUGGUCAGUUUGAGAUCCCAUUCUACCGCACCUCCUACAAGUCGAUUGCCAAUCCAGCUGCCCGUCAUAUCCGACACGCGGUAUCUAUCCAUGAGAGAAGGCUGAAGUUCAAGCCGGCACUGUUUCUCAUGGACAAGAAUAAAGACCCUGUGGACCUAAAAGAGGUGUGGUUUGCUGGUAAUCACUGCGAUGUUGGCGGAGGCUAUGGACUGCAACGUGGUCAGAAGCAUCUUCUCUCGGACACGCCUUUGAACUGGAUGAUCCAAGAAGUCCUCAGUUUGGAGGGUUCGAAGAGCAAACUAUCAUUCCAGACCCUCAAUGUCGAUGACGUGGUGAAGAGAGAGAAUGCCUUCCCCGGAAAGGAGGAGCCUGGCACCAAUGCUUUCGAAGUUCGAAGAGAAACUAACCAGCCACACGACACCCUGCGAUUUGGAUAUGGAACCUUCUUUGUGAUGGUCAUUAUGUGGUGGAUUCUGGAAUGUCUUCCAAUAUUCACUCGUCUCGAGUUGGAAAAGGGAAAAUGGGUCCCUCGUCGACUCCCACCAAACCUCGGUGCCCCCCGGGAUCUACCUUUAGAUGCCGAAAUCCAUCCAAGUGUAAACGAAAUGAUUCGAGCGGGCAUCUUGAAAGAAGAGUCAAUUCCUGUGCGAGGCGGGGACAACUCGCAUCUGCCUAAUGUAGCCAACAUCACGUAUGCCUGGACAAAGAUGAGAAAGAACAUGGCUAGCCAAGCUGUGAACGGGAAGAAGGAGGCCUGA
Messenger RNA from Penicillium canescens, 1380 nucleotides. Its product is annotated as T6SS phospholipase effector Tle1-like catalytic domain-containing protein. Bases 1 to 1380 code for a protein of 459 amino acids. The record is from RefSeq and is a predicted model, not a curated record. The transcript has 3 exons. Lineage: Eukaryota; Fungi; Ascomycota; Eurotiomycetes; Eurotiales; Aspergillaceae.